AUGGGCAAGUGGAUGAUGCAGUUCGCCAGAUAUUCAACUGCACUUAUGGUCGUAGAUCCUGAGUGCGCUCAGAAUAGCACCGUAUUUUCGAGGUAUCAACUAGAGAUUGGCUAUUUGGCUGAUGAGUCAUCUUGUCGCGAUGCUCUUGAGGCCGACGCUAAGUAUCGAAGGUCUAUCUCGAAGCGAGUUAUGUCGGGUAUUCCUCUGUGGAGCUGCUUUACCGAGGGUCAGUUCAGAAGCUUCUUUGAUAGAUGCUUAUCUGAGGCCGCAGGGAGGAAAGCGUAUCGAGGUGCUGCAACUCCUCCCUGGAGUUAUAAGGGUAAAGGAUACGGUAAAGGCUCUGGAAAAGGCGUUGGCAAAGCAAUGAGCAAGGGUGGCAUGGGCCCCAAGGGUGGUUCAAUGACAUCCUGGUCAUCUAGCGACAACUCAUCUUGGCAUCAAACUUGGGGACCGAAGGAUCAGAAUAUCAUGAGAGGGUCUGAAAGCCACCCUCAGGCUAGUGCCGCCAAGAAGACGAAGGCCGAGGGACACUGA
Perkinsus marinus ATCC 50983 is the source of this 534-nucleotide messenger RNA. RefSeq lists its product as hypothetical. The coding region runs from base 1 to 534 and encodes 177 amino acids. The transcript has a single exon. The record is from RefSeq and is a predicted model, not a curated record. Lineage: Eukaryota; Perkinsozoa; Perkinsida; Perkinsidae.